Messenger RNA from Osmerus eperlanus (European smelt), 4302 nucleotides. RefSeq names its product carbamoyl-phosphate synthase 1, mitochondrial (gene cps1). Gene Ontology annotation, biological process: 'de novo' pyrimidine nucleobase biosynthetic process; L-glutamine metabolic process. The record is from RefSeq and is a predicted model, not a curated record. NCBI's taxonomy places the organism in Eukaryota, Metazoa, Chordata, Actinopteri, Osmeriformes, Osmeridae. Gene Ontology annotation, molecular function: carbamoyl-phosphate synthase (glutamine-hydrolyzing) activity; metal ion binding; ATP binding. Gene Ontology annotation, cellular component: cytoplasm.
AACUUCAAGCUCCGCGGCUCUCACGUCGUUGAUGUUGAUGCUCAUUCUGAUCUUCUCAUCCACUUUUCGUGACUUGAUUGUCUGAACACGCUGUCGUAUUGUAGAAAGCACGCUGCCAACUUGAUCCUAAACUAAUUCUUGAUUUACUAGGUCUAGUCAAAUUUAAGCAACAACCGAUUUAGCCUACUACUCUUGGUUCUUUCUGGGCUUAAUUGGACACCCAGAAGUAAUAUGUCAAAAAUAUUGUCAGUAUACAACGUCGUCAAUUCCCUAAGGCAUGGUUCGCUCGUCCAUAGAAGAUUUGGUAACAUGACCUGCUGGAGGUCUACCACUAGACCAUUUAGUGUAAAGACCCAGAUUGCCCACCUUGUCCUGGAGGACGGGACCCGGAUGAAGGGCUUCUCCUUUGGGCAUGGGCGCUCAGCUGCAGGGGAACUUGUCUUCAACACUGGCCUGGUGGGGUACCCCGAGGCCUUGACUGACCCUAGCUACCGAGGGCAGAUUCUGACGCUGACCUACCCCAUCGUGGGAAACUAUGGAGUUCCCAACACCCAGGAGCUGGACGAGCUGGGUCUGAGGAAGAACGUCGAGUCAGAGCGUGUCCAGGUGUCCGGUCUCCUGGUGCAAGACUACAGUCAUGAGUACAGCCACUGGAACUCGGUCAAGUCGCUGGCUCAAUGGCUGGAAGAGGAGAAGGUCCCUGCGUUAUUUGGAGUGGAUACCAGGAUGCUGACCAAGAUCAUCCGAGACAGGGGGACAGUAUUGGGCAAAAUAGAGUUUGAGGGACAACCUGUGGAGAUAACCGACCCCAACCAGAAUAACCUGAUGGCGGAGGUCUCAACAAAGGAAACUAAAAUAUAUGGGAAAGGCAACCCAAUCAAAGUGGUGGCCGUCGACUGUGGGAUCAAACACAACAUCAUCCGACUGCUGGUCAAGCGUGGCGCUGAGGUCCACCUGGUGCCCUGGGACCAAGACCUGCUGAGUCUGGAGUACGACGGCCUCUUCAUCUCCAACGGGCCUGGGGACCCCUCCCUGGCCCAACCACUCAUACGCAACGUCCGCAAGGUGCUGGAGAGCGAGCGACCCCAGCCCGUGUUUGGUAUCUGCAUGGGCAACCAGAUAACAGCUCUGGCUGCCGGGGCUCAAUCCUACAAACUGCCCAUGGGGAACAGAGGUCAGAACCAGCCGGUGCUGAACAUGAUGACCGGCCAGGCCUUCAUUACUGCACAGAACCACGGCUACGGUAUCGAUAGCCAAUCGCUGCCCCCAGGCUGGAGCCCGCUGUUCGUCAACGCCAACGACGGCACCAAUGAGGGUAUCAUGCACAACACCAAACCAGUCUUCACAGCGCAGUUCCACCCCGAAGCCAAAGGAGGCCCCACUGACACUGAGUUCCUGUUUGACACAUUCAUCUCCUUGAUAAAGAAAGGCAAGGACGCCAACAUUGUGUCCGUCAUGCCUCAGAAACCCACCGUUCCACCCAGAGCUCAGGUGUCCAAGGUGCUGGUGCUGGGCUCUGGUGGCCUGUCUAUUGGCCAGGCUGGGGAGUUUGACUAUUCCGGAUCUCAAGCUGUCAAAGCCUUGAAGGAGGAGAACCUGAGGACGGUGCUGAUGAACCCCAACAUCGCCUCCGUCCAGACCAACGAGGUGGGCACCAAGCAGGCCGACUCGGUCUACUUCCUGCCGGUCACCCCGCAGUUUGUCACCGAGGUCAUCAAGACGGAGCGGCCCGACGGCAUCCUGCUCUCCAUGGGCGGACAGACCGCCCUCAACUGCGGCGUGGAGCUCUUUCAGAGUGGCGUCCUGGAGCAGUAUGGCGUGAAGGUACUGGGCACCCCCGUGGAGUCCAUCAUGGCCACCGAGGACAGGCAGCUGUUCGCCGACAAGCUGACGGAGAUCAACGAGAAGAUCGCCCCCAGCGUCGCCGUGGAGUCUGUGGCGGCAGCGCUGCAGGCAGCGGAGCGGAUCGGCUACCCGGUCAUGCUGCGCUCGGCCUACGCCCUGGGAGGACUGGGCUCGGGGCUGUGUUCCAACAAGAGCAAGCUGGAGGAGACCGCCCGCAAGGCCCUGGCCAUGAGCAGUCAGAUCCUGGUGGAGAAGUCUCUGAUGGGCUGGAAGGAGGUGGAGUACGAGGUGGUGAGGGACGUGGCAGACAACUGUGUGACCGUCUGCAACAUGGAAAACUUUGACCCCCUGGGCAUCCACACAGGUGAUUCCAUCGUGGUGGCUCCAAGCCAGACCCUCUCCAACGAGGAGUACCACAUGCUGCGCGAGACGGCCAUCAAGGUGGUGCGCCACCUGGGCAUCGUGGGGGAGUGUAACAUCCAGUACGCCCUCCACCCGUCCUCGCUGGACUACUGCAUCAUCGAGGUCAACGCCCGGCUCUCCCGCAGCUCCGCCCUCGCCUCCAAGGCCACGGGCUACCCGCUGGCGUUCGUGGCUGCCAAGCUGGCGCUGGGCAUCCCCCUGCCGGAGAUCAAGAACGCCGUGUCGGAGAAGACCACGGCGUGCUUCGAGCCCAGCCUGGACUACAUCGUCACCAAGAUCCCCCGCUGGGACUUGGACCGCUUCCAGGGCAUGUCCCGCGAGAUCGGCAGCUCUAUGAAGAGUGUGGGAGAGGUGAUGGCGGUGGGCCGUACGUUCGAGGAGAGCAUCCAGAAGGCCCUGAGGAUGUGCCACCCCUCCGUGGACGGCUUCGUGCCCCGCCUGCCCCUGAACAAGGCCUGGGCGGGGCAGCCGGACCUGCAGCAGGAGCUGGCCGUGCCGUCCAGCACGCGCAUCUUCUCCCUGGCCAAGGCGCUUCACAGUGGGGUGGGUGUCGACCAGAUCCACCAGCUCACAGCCAUAGACAAGUGGUUCCUCCACAAGCUGCGGCGAAUCACCGACCUGGAGCAGCACUUGACCAACUUCACCGGUGACAGGCUUCAUCCACCCGGUGGUGCUGAAGACGCCUUCGCCUUCGCUAACAAGGUGGGCUACCCUUGCCUCCUGCGUCCCUCCUAUGUUCUGAGUGGCUCAGCGAUGAACGUGGUGUACGGCGAGGAGGAGAUGAAGCGCUUCCUGGAGGAGGCUACUCAGGUGUCGCAGGAACACCCCGUGGUCAUCACCAAGUUCAUCAAGGAGGUGGAGGUGGACGCCGUGGCCAGGCUGGGCAAGGUGCUGGUCCAUGCCAUAACGGAACAUGUGGAGGAUGCUGGGGUCCACUCUGGAGACGCCACGCUCAUGCUGCCCACCCAGUCCAUCAGCCAGGGGGCGCUGGAGAAGGUCAAGGCCGCCACUCGGAAGAUCGCCACGGCGUUUGAGAUUUCCGGCCCGUUUAACACGCAGUUUCUGGUGAAAGGCAACGAUGUCAUGGUGAUCGAGUGCAACCUGCGGGCCUCGCGCUCCUUCCCCUUCGUCUCCAAGACCAUCGGGGUGGACUUCAUCAACGUGGCCACCAAGGUCAUGGUGGGCGAGCCCCUGGACGAGGCCGCGCUGCCCUCCCUGGAGAACCCCAUCAUCCCUGUCGACUUCGUGGGCAUCAAGGCUCCCAUGUUCUCCUGGCCCCGCCUGCAUGAUGCCGACCCGGUCCUGCGCUGUGAGAUGGCCUCCACAGGAGAGGUGGCCUGUUUUGGACAGAACAUCUAUUCAGCCUUCCUGAAGGCUAUGCUCUCCACAGGCUUCAAGCUGCCUCAGAAGGGCAUUCUCAUUGGGAUCCAGUAUUCGUUCCGGCCCAACUUCCUGGCCACGGCACACCAGCUGAAUGAAGAAGGCUUCAAGCUGUAUGCCACAGAGGCCACCUCCGCCUGGCUCGCUGCCAACGACGUCCCAGCCACCCCCGUGGGCUGGCCCAGCCAGGAGAGCGGCGACGCCAGCCUUCCCAGCAUCAUCAGGUUGAUCAACGAGGGCCAUAUUGACCUGGUGGUGAACCUUCCCAACAACAACACCAAGUUUGUCCGGGACAACUUCCUGAUCCGCAGGAUGGCCGUGGACCACGGCGUCCCCCUGAUCACCAACUACCAGGUUGUGAAGCUGUUUGCGGAGGCCAUCAAGUACGCCAGCGAACUGGACACCAGCAGCCUGUUCCACUACCGCCAGAGAGAGCCUGCCCGCCACCAGGCCAGCAGGGAGGCCACACAGCAGGGCUAGGUCCUGGAACCUGGAUCCAUACCACCUUCACCGACUUGGGUCCAACGACUACACACACUGAGGGAAGCCAGUCGAACCACUGUGGCACAGGCUCCUCAGUGCAGUCAGCCAUAGGGUCAAAUAUAACCCUUAGGGGUCCAAACAUAUCCCCGUAGCCUUCAUAGACCAGAUCCA